Messenger RNA from Colius striatus (speckled mousebird), 1056 nucleotides. RefSeq names its product cilia and flagella associated protein 299 (gene CFAP299). Lineage: Eukaryota; Metazoa; Chordata; Aves; Coliiformes; Coliidae. The coding region runs from base 1 to 1056 and encodes 351 amino acids. The record is from RefSeq and is a predicted model, not a curated record. The transcript has 6 exons.
AUGAGCGCAGCCGCACAGGGCUGGGCACCGACACCUCCUUCCCGGCCCUUCGGCCCCGCCCAGCAGCGCAGCUGGGCCAGGGACCGGCUGCCGCGCCCUCACACCCACAGAACGCGUCCCGCGGUGCCACCCUGCGCGGACGAGCAGUCCGCCAAAACACCCAGCCCCCGGAAAGUAAUCUCCAGAACAACCGAGCAGCACCCCUCCGCCCAGAGCCCGGCAGCCCCGCUCCGCACGCGGGGUCCGGACCCGCCGCGCGCCCCACGGACCCGCCCCCGCGGAGCCGCGGCGCGCGCUCAUUGCGCGGGUCGGGGCGCGGGACGGGGCGCGGGACGGGGCGCGCGCCGCCGCAGCCGGUUGCCACGGACGCCGGCGGGCGGGAUGGCGGCGGCCGCUCCCGCCGCGCUGCUGUUCCGCACCUACGAGGACUACCUGGAGUCGCAGGUGACGGCGCGGGACUUGCAGUACCUGGAGAGCAAGGCAGUGGCGCGGCAGCUGGUGGAGUUGGGCUUCCGCGGCUCCGGGGACGUGAUGCAGCGGGAGGAGUUCGAGGCUCGGGCGGCUGCGGGGCAGGAGGCGGCGGCGGCCCCCCAGAAGUCACUAGCAAGUGUAGACAAGGAACUGAAAGAUAAUUUCUUGCGGGCCCUGGCUGAGAGAGAGGAAGCCAAUCGUACUGGAAAAAUUUCUUCUAUAAUCUUCAUCCGUGACCGAAAUUCUCGUCGCCAAGAGGUAUCUGCAUACAUUGACUACACACACAGGCUUAACACAGAUGAUUUUGAAGCCUACUUCAGUGGGAAGAAAAGACUUUUCCCUCGGAACACUGAUCUGAGCUUUUACAACUGGGAUAGAAAUGUCAGCACUUUGAAUUCCAGCCCAAAUUACCAGGUGAUUGCAGAAAAUUCCCGUGGACUACUCUUCAAGCACAAAAGUGACAGGAGAAUAAUAAAUGUGGAUCCCAAGGCGUACCCAGGAGACAACACAACACGGACACCCAUUGAAACAGAUCUCUAUCUCCAUGUUGUUAUCUAUGACCACAUCAUCAGAAGAGGAACUUAA